AUGGAACUAGGAAAUCACACCAGGGUGAAGGAAUUUGUUUUUAUGGGGCUCACCCAGUCUCCAAGGCUGAGCAUCAUCUUAUUUCUUUUAUUAUUUCUGGUGUAUGUAACAACUCUGCUGGGAAAUCUUCUUAUCAUGCUCACUGUGACCUGUGAGUCUCACCUCCACACACCUAUGUACUUCCUGCUCCGAAAUCUAUCCAUUGUGGACAUUUGCUUCUCCUCCAUCACUUCUCCAAAGGUUUUGCUAGAUCUUUUAGCUGAAAGAAAGACUAUUUCUUUCAAUGGUUGCAUGACACAGAUGUUCUUCUUCCACCUCCUUGGUGGGGUUGAUGUUUUUUCUCUCUCCGUGAUGGCUUUUGAUCGUUACUUGGCCAUCUCAAAGCCCCUUCACUAUGUGACCCUCAUGAGUAAAGGAAGGUGCUUUGGGCUCCUGGUAGCCUCCUGGGUGGGGGGCUUCAUACACUCCAUAGUACAGAUCUCUCUGUUGCUCCCACUCCCUUUCUCCGGGCCCAAUAUCAUUGAUAGUUUUUAUUGUGAUGUCCCCCAAGUCCUCAAACUUGCCAGCACUGAUACCUUUGUGCUAGAGAUCCUUAUGAUCUCCAACAAUGGUCUAGUUGCCACAUUUUGGUUCUUUCUACUCAUUGUGUCCUACACAGGCAUCAUGGUGAUGUUGAGGUCUCAUACAGGAGAGGGCAGGAGGAAAGCCAUCUCCACCUGCUCCUCCCACAUCACUGUGGUCACCUUGCAUUUUGUACCCUGUAUCUAUGUAUAUGCUAGGCCCUUCACUGCCCUUCCCUCUGACCGGGUCAUCUCUGUCACCUUUACUGUCAUUUCCCCUCUCUUAAAUCCCCUGAUUUACACCUUGAGAAACCAAGAGAUGAAGUCAGCCAUGAAGAGAUUACAGAGACGACUUGCACCUUCUGCAAAGGAAUUGUCUCUAUGCUAA
Phascolarctos cinereus (koala) is the source of this 948-nucleotide messenger RNA. RefSeq names its product olfactory receptor 4D9-like. Gene Ontology annotation, molecular function: G protein-coupled receptor activity; olfactory receptor activity. Gene Ontology annotation, biological process: G protein-coupled receptor signaling pathway. The record is from RefSeq and is a predicted model, not a curated record. Gene Ontology annotation, cellular component: membrane. Lineage: Eukaryota; Metazoa; Chordata; Mammalia; Diprotodontia; Phascolarctidae.